AUGGAACCAGAAGAAGCCCGAAAGAAGCUGGCCAACUACUGCGUCUUGCUUGAAGCUCUCCAGAUCCUCAUGGACGACGACUACAACCAAACUGUUCACAACCGGCCCAUUCCUCUAGGACUGCUGAGGUUACCGCGGCCCACCCCAAACAGGAGGAACGACAUCCCGGAGACCUUCAAGGAGUUUCUCAACGCACUAGCAGAGGUUUGUAGCUUUCGAAUCGGACCUGAUAUGGUUACUGCUAUCAUUGUAGAGGAGAGACCGUCAGCAGAGUAUGUGUUCCAUGUCACACGUAACAGUUCGGCUUCGAGACAUGAUAAAAAGGCAGACAGAGAGGGGCUGUUAGGCUUUUUGAAGCAAAUUCUGGAACAGAUACGCGGCAUUCAGGAGACAGAUGAGCGUGUGUUUCUGCAAUCCGAAGCAUACAAGCAACUGCUGUGUACCGUCAUUGGAGACAAUAUCAUCAAGAUCAAGUAUUACCGAAAGCAUCUGGAAAAGGCCGUGAAAGAUUUCAUGGAAAGAUUUCAGCACUCCAUACUGGACAAAGAUCUCAACGAGACACUCGAAAACAUUCUUCUCGAUAUCGAGACCUCAAAGACAAAGUCAGGAACUGAUCGUCAAGAGUAUCGCGAUCUUAUUCUAAACUGCGGAGUCCUCAUUGGGCACGAGGAUAGACUCUUCAAAUGUUUGCGCGAUGCAAAUGUUGAGAUACCCGACUGCUGGGGUGCCAUUUUUCAUUACGCAGAAAGACUUCAGUCCUAUCGUACCAGUGUCAGAGCCUUCUUUCAAGCCAGAAAUGAAUACGAUGAAUUGUUUGCUCACCCUGUGGUGAACUUCGUCACACCCAAAACUGCAAGGCAAGUACCAGUCGAGUGGACUCUCCAAGAUCUCACCAACUACUUCAACAGUAGCGAAUACCGCAAGAAUCUCUGGGGCUCAGAAGACAUUAGGAAAGUGCACGCUGAGAUUCAAAGGCUCUUGGGCGAGUCGCGUGAGGGGAACGAAGUCGGAUUCCACCGCAUCGUCCACGCGGAGGUCGCCCUAACACAUUGCAAAUUCUUCGGCGACUAUCACUAUGUUGCGACGAGCAAGCCAUGCUGCCUCAUGUGCAAGCAAUUCUGUGAUUUGUGGACUCUUCCACACUUUGAAGAUUGUUAUACGAAGGAGGCCGAAGAGGAGCUACUGGGGAUAUACAUGUCAAUGGCGCACAACUUCGAGGAAAAUUGCUCUCUCAUCCUGGCCAAAUGUAAGCCCGAGUUCGCCAGAAGUUCGUUUGACGAAGUGGAGCAUUUCGACUACGACGAUUUCCGUAGGCGCACAUCUCUCGAGGAUUGA
Molecule: messenger RNA, 1335 nt
Organism: Colletotrichum siamense
Lineage: Eukaryota; Fungi; Ascomycota; Sordariomycetes; Glomerellales; Glomerellaceae
Exons: 4
Coding region: 1-1335 (444 amino acids)
Source: RefSeq, a predicted model, not a curated record